AUGGACAGGACGAGACGGAAGUGGCUGCGCAAGUUCACAGUCGACCUCUUCUUUCGCCACCGGAAGCAGAACUAUGUCCAUCGGCCUCUUUCGCCGGGCCAGAUCCGCGUUUUGCAUCUCCGCUCCACCAAGUCAAGAGAGAUCUACUGUACUAUCGAGCAUGUCGACGUGGACAAGGCAAAAUAUGUUGCGCUAUCUUAUGCAUGGGGGAGAGAGGAUAGACUGUUUGAACUUCCAGUUUGCAACGAGAAUGGAUCUUUGGAAGGGAUUCUGAAUGUGACUGCUAGCCUUGGCAGUGCCAUCCAGGAUGUGAUGGGAUCGAACUGGCAGUUCAAGACCCUCUGGAUCGACCAAAUUUGCAUAAACCAACACGACGUCAUGGAGAAACAACGGCAAGUCAGCUUGAUGGGCAAGAUAUAUUCGAAUGCCAGGUCGGUCAUCACCUACCUCGGCCCGGCGCGUCACACGGACCGCGCCGCCUUCCUACUACUUGAUUUGGCUUGCGACAGAUUCAUAACGCCGCUACUCGAGAUGAAUUACCACCAGGUCAUGAGUGCCUUUAAGAAAAUGGAAUUUCACAUCUCCCUUGCACCAAAGAAAACAUGGACGGGGAGCAAGGCAUCGCUUCUGAACCAACCAAGGACAUCAGUUGCGGAGGACUCUUCAUGGUUGGACCUUUUGAUGAUUCUUACUGGCCCCUGGUCUCAACGUCUAUGGAUGAUACAAGAGAAUACGCUAAACCGGAAUACCUGGGUUCUACGGGGGAAGAGAAUCAUUAGUCAGAACACGGUGCUACUGCUCGCUGUCUUCAUACUUCACAAAAUGGACAUCAGCCAAAAGCUCGACCCGGACAUGGAUGAGAUUAUCGACCGUCUGUGCCAUCUCCAGCAGAUCUGGUGUCGAAGAAUCAGGAAGCUUUCUGCAAAUCAUCUACACGAGCUUUUAACUUGCUUCCAAUCUGCGAGAUAUCAAGAUCCGCGUGAUCGGAUAUAUGCACUAUUGGGUGUUGCAAGUGAUAGAAAGAAGCUGGGUGUUGAAAUUAACUACCUCAAAUCCCCCAACGAGGUGUUCACCAAAACCACAGCAUCUAUGAUUCAGGCACACGGCUUGCAAAUAUUAACGUGCAAUUUUGAUCCUCUCGAGAUGAGGCCGGAGACCCUCCCAUCGUGGAUCCCUUCAUGGAACGCUGAUGGGUCUAACUCUGGUAUGGAGACCCGUUAUUGGAAGCAUAGCCCUUCAAUAAAAUCUGAGACUAGCUGUUGGUUUGAAGACGGCCUCAGUGUUUUGGCCGUUGAAGGCACACAGAUUGGAGAAGUUUUGUUCAAAUUCGAUGCUUGGGACUGGAACUUGUACAGUUUAUACGAGUCUAGAGAUCUGAGCACAACAUCGGAACGCUUUGCUACUUUCAUCCGUACUUUGAACCACGUGGAAAGUUUUAUUGAUGCUGAUGACGAUGAAACCCACUUGAUCAUGGGAUGCACGCUACUUGCCUCAUCCCAAGAUAUUCACGAUCCGGUGGUUGGAAAACAGGGUAUUAUUACUGGAUACCGAACUGCUGUCGAGAUGAUUAAAAUAGAAGCCGAAAGGAACUGUAACUUGGAUAGGACCAGCAUGAGCACCGAUGAUGAUCUGGACUUUGAGGAUAUACCUCUUCAAGCUCGUCACCUGGGCAAGUCUUUCAUAUCUAGCAUGUCAAGGCUGAAGAAUUUCACACUAUGCACAGUUGCUGGGGGACAUGCAUGCAUGGCUCCUGUGGAUACAAGGCCCGGAGAUGUCGUGGUGAAGAUGCUGGGCGGCUGCGAGGUAUUUGUCCUAAGACCUACCUUGAGCGAUGGCAUAUACCAAUAUGUUGGACCAGCUUAUUUAUAUGGGUAUAUGGAGGGAGAAGAACUCAAGGAUCCUGACUGGAGGGAUAAAUUGCAAGUAAGUAGAAUAAUUUGA
Messenger RNA from Clonostachys solani, 1941 nucleotides. The record is from the annotation of a GenBank genome assembly. NCBI's taxonomy places the organism in Eukaryota, Fungi, Ascomycota, Sordariomycetes, Hypocreales, Bionectriaceae.